AUGCAAGAUCAGAGUGCAAUUGAUGAAUUAAAGAAGUUGGAAGAUUUAUGUGAAACUCGAAAUGAUUGGUAUACAAAAGUAGAAACAGAAAAGAAGAAAAAAGGUGGAAAGAGAAAUCCUACACCAAAAGUCCAAGCUGAAGAAGGAUCAUCUUCUCAACCACAGAAGAAACAAGAAGAUGAGACAGAAGCUAAUGUUGAAAAACAUCAAGAACAAUUAACUCCUGAAACUGAGCAGUUGUUGAAAGAUAUUGAUGAUACUUUAGAAGCUGAGAAAUCAGCUAGUAAGAUAGUAGUUGAUGAUGAAGAGGAGAGUUCAUCUGGUUCAGAAGUUGAUAUUGAUGCUGAAGUUGAACGUUGGAUCAGAGAAAAUUAUGAUCCAAAAGAUAAGAGAAACAAAAGAAGAGAAAGAGGAGUUCUGAUGAUGAUGAUGAAACAUAUGUUCCACCAGAGAAUGUUCAGCUUUGUGAAUGAUGAUCUUGUGAAGAAGUUGCAAAAGAAGGUGAAUGAGGUGUUAAGUGAGAAAAAGAAGUUAGAGGAACGUGUCAAGUCUGUUGAAUCUAAGAAUUCAUCUUUGUUGAAAAAGAUUGAAGCUGAUCAAGUCGACAUAGAUAUUCUGAAAGUUCGAAUAGCUGACUUGGAAGAAGAAAAGUCUCGAAGGGAUGAGCAGAAUGAGUACUUCAAGUUGAAAAAUCAAGAGUUAGAAGCCAAGAAUGCUAAAAAGGAACAUGAAGAGUAUAUGUUAAAGAAAGUGUUGGAAGAUUUGAUUGGUAAGCCGAUUGAACAAAGGUUUGAAGAGAUAGAACUUGCGGAAGUACGAGCAAGACGUGAAGCUGAAAUAGAAGCUGGAAUGAAAGAUAAGGGUAAAGAUGUUCUAGCUGAAGAUGAUGUUCAAGUGACUGAAAGGGAAAUUGUUCUGACUGAGCCGAAAUCCCCGACAAAAGUUCUAGAAUCAUCUAUUCCAGCUCCUUGUCCAUUAACUUCAGUACCUGGUGUGACUAAUAUCGAAGAUGAUGAAGAAGAUGAAGAUGAUAAUCUGAAAGAUGAUGCAGAUGAAGUAUAUUCUGUUCAUAGCGAUAAUGAUGAUGAUAAUGGAAAUGAUGAUGCUGAUCAAGACAAUGCAAACGAAGAACCAGAAAAUGCAGGAGGAGAGGGGGAGCAUGGUGAUGCUGAAAAUGUUGAUGAGAUUGUUGAUCAGGGUGCAGGUUUGAUUCUACGUCUUGAACAUGAUGUAGAGGAAGGUGAGAUAUUGCAUAUUUACACUAGAGCUGAGAUCAUUAAGAUGAUGAAUGUUGAAGAAAAUGAGUUUAACUUCGAUUUUGAAAAGGAGUUGAACGAGUUUGAUAUCAAUCAUCAACCUGCAUAUCAGUACAAGUAUGUUGAAGAAGCUGAUAAUUAUGAUAAAGUGGAAGUAGAAGACUGGAGCGAUGAUGAUCAGUCUAAGAAUGUUGACUCUGAUACUUCUAGCUUUCCAACUCUUGCCGAGUUAUUUAGUCAAGCAAAUGAGGAUGAACUGAGAAGAAAAGUUGCUGAAAGUGUUAAGAGUAAGAGUUUUAGAGAAAUGUCUAAAGAAGAACAACGUGAAGAACGAAAGAAGUGGUUCAGGAUGGAUACGGAAAGAAAAUACAAAAGACCAAUACAGUAUUACAGAAGGGAUAGAGAUGUUUCUCUGGGUUAUAUCAUAAGCUGGGGGUACUUGCCACAAGUCAACGCCUAUGCUAUUAGAAGAGAAUUUGGUGUUCAAUAUUUCCAAUAUAUUCAAGAUAUAAUGUCUCUACCUUGGUGGGAUGUUGAAGAGUUGUCCCAGGCAGAACAUUAUCAUAUCCAGUCAGAGUUCAUGAUAAGCUAA
Molecule: messenger RNA, 1848 nt
Organism: Helianthus annuus (common sunflower)
Lineage: Eukaryota; Viridiplantae; Streptophyta; Magnoliopsida; Asterales; Asteraceae
Product: glutamic acid-rich protein-like
Exons: 4
Coding region: 1-1848 (615 amino acids)
Source: RefSeq, a predicted model, not a curated record